AUGUCGCUGCAAGCAAGAGCGAUCUUGCCCGUAGUUCCACAAUAUCAUCCGCAAGCUUCUGCCGACUUUGAAACCGAUCAAGUGGGUCACACGCACAUUCAGAGCUCUCUUCAGUCCAAGCACUGGCUCUACGAGCAUCAAAUACCUGCACACGCCUACCCUUCCUUGCCUAAAGUGGGCCCCUUUCGCCUGGACGAGAUCCCGCAUCUAUCGACAGAGGUGGAUGACCAGCAGAAUGAUAGCCUGAAGAACGAACGGUUUGUAGAUGAAGUAUCCUCACCCUCUGCACCGCUCCUUCCGCUUCAUCAUGACCCUGCUGGCAGUUCAUCGCCGUCGCGUCUCGCCGCGUUUGUAGUGGACAAGUCAUGUCCCCACGCCGAAGAGUUGGACUAUGUGCCUAUACCGACAGGCACCUCUUUCCUGAGCUCCCGUGGUCUCCAAGCGCCUAGAAGCCGACCAGAUGGUCUCAAAGCACGGAAAGAAUCGAGUACGCUGGGAGUUACGGUCGAAUCGGCUGCAUCACCGACUGAUGCAGACGAGCCAGUGGAGCAGGACCUCGGGGAUGUCAUACAGACUGCAAAGCACGGCUCGCCAUCCAAAGCUCGAAUGGUCAGACUUUCUCCUCUGACACCAACCACUCGAGUCAAUGCAGAUCUGUUAGGCAGUCCAACAACUCCAACCGGCAAAUCGAAACUAGUCACUCCACUCUUGCCCCAGAUCAAGGUCCAUCUAGAGGAACAGACGGGACACCGGGAAUCUGCGUCUCCUUUCGAAGUGUAUUCACCUCUAAUAGCAAAUCUACCCCGAGAUGCCGAGCUCCACGAUCGACAUGACGAGCAGACAUCCCAUCGCAGGACAAGCGCGACCGCCGAAUCGCAGCAUAGUAGAGUUGGACCAGGAAUGACACCGAGUCUAGCGGAAGUCAUGGAUCGAGUUGGAGUCAGUGCCAAACGAAAUCGCUUGGAUAUUGAUGACUGA
Kockovaella imperatae is the source of this 978-nucleotide messenger RNA. RefSeq lists its product as hypothetical. The transcript is spliced from 5 exons. NCBI's taxonomy places the organism in Eukaryota, Fungi, Basidiomycota, Tremellomycetes, Tremellales, Cuniculitremaceae. The record is from RefSeq and is a predicted model, not a curated record. Bases 1 to 978 code for a protein of 325 amino acids.